Pseudogymnoascus verrucosus is the source of this 1289-nucleotide messenger RNA. RefSeq lists its product as uncharacterized. Lineage: Eukaryota; Fungi; Ascomycota; Leotiomycetes; Thelebolales; Thelebolaceae. Bases 132 to 1286 code for a protein of 384 amino acids. The transcript is spliced from 2 exons. The record is from RefSeq and is a predicted model, not a curated record.
UCGGUUGGUGACAUCCCGGCCUAGCCGGUGAGCCCCUUGCCGCCUUAGGGGUGAAGCGAGGGUUAGCCGCGGGGUGAGGUCACAUCGACUGUAAAUCGCAUCCAAAUCACCACUCUUGGAAAACAUCAAGCAUGGACCUCCCGAAGGACGUUUAUCCUACUCCUCUAGAGAGGGAGUUAUGGGCCAAGGCUGUACAAACUCCAGGUGAGGUGACAGACGCCGAAAGACUCAUUGUACUUCGACAAGCGGACCUCACUACACAAAUUGCCCACGCCCUCGAAGUCAGUGGAUUAACACCGGAAGAAUUGGAGAACAAAGCCCUCACAAGUCCCGAGUCGAUGACAUCUGAAGAAUGCCGUUUAAUGAGAAAUGGGUACCACAUUUGGGAUCCAUGGGAGUCGACAGCAAACAGCAAAAUUCACUGGUGUCACGAGGAUCGGACGGCUCACUUGAAAGCUCGUCGUGCACUUGUAACUCCUCGGGAUGACGCUGUAUCGUUAGCUGUUAGAUGUCGGGCAAACGACUUUUCAGCUGCCAGAGCAAAAGAAACCAAGGCGAGAUUGGAGAGUUACGCUGAGGACAUGAAGCAGCCUUGCAAAUGGGUACGGAAACUUAUCGACCCAUCCGUGUCAUGGAGCAAUCAGACUAGACGCUGGGGGUUUGUUGUCUUCAGGGAUAGUGCAACAAUUGGUGACAGCAACAAUGACUCUUGGGAAAGGUUUCUUACGGUUAUGGACAGUCGCGUGGAUGAGGGCCUCAGGCUGUUGAAGGGCGGCACAGCCAUCAUCCCAACGAAAGAGUUUACUUUCUCAGACGGGCUUGUGUCUGAGAGUAGCCCUGAAAUUUUACGCAGCAUUUUCCAAGACCGAGUGGCAGGAGAGGUUGACCCAAAUCCACGUAUUCUGACUAAUACUUUCCUACUCGUCACUCCCGAGGUUGUGAAUGCGUGCAUUAACACUCGUACACCGUGGAUAUGGGCGUAUGACGCGAAGUUCGUCCCUUCAACCACACCUCCUCCUCCACCUCCAUCAGCAGAUUCAGCAGCUGGGGCGGAGCAUUAUGAAGGCCGAUUAAAGGUCAGUUUGUAUACGUUAUUGACCUGGUUCUAUGCUGUGCGAUCUGAGGAGCUUUACAGCAUGGACCUUUUUUGGGAACUAGCGCAGAAACAACCGGUUCAGGCUUGGAGUGUUCCAACUCAAUCGGGACUUUAUCACCAUCCGCUUGUUAUUCUCAAGAAGGGCACACUGUAUCCAUCCAACACGUAUGAGCUUGAAAAUGGCCCGUAAGGC